Molecule: messenger RNA, 1765 nt
Organism: Telopea speciosissima
Lineage: Eukaryota; Viridiplantae; Streptophyta; Magnoliopsida; Proteales; Proteaceae
Product: AP2-like ethylene-responsive transcription factor PLT1
Biological process (GO): regulation of DNA-templated transcription
Molecular function (GO): DNA-binding transcription factor activity; DNA binding
Source: RefSeq, a predicted model, not a curated record
UAUUUGCUUCUAUUCACUUGUCUUCACUGGUUCACUUUCUGGUCGAUAAUCCUGAACUACUAAGUUCCUGUCACAGAUGGGCUCAAUGAACUCAAACAACUGGCUAUCUUUCCCUCUUUCUCCUCCUCAUUCCACCUUACAUAACCUUCAUACACCUCAAGCUCAUCAGUUCUCUCUAGGGUUAAUGAAUGAUACUGUUGAUCACCCUUUCCAAAGCCAAGAAUGGAAUUUGAUCAAUUCUACUGAUGGUGAUGAAGUACCAAAGGUGGCAGACUUUCUUGGUGUCUGUAAAUCUGAUAACUUACAAGAAGUACUUCCAGCAUUUAACCAAAUUACAGCAAAUCAAUCUGACUAUAACAUCUUCUCUAGUAGUACUCAACAGGCAGCACAGCUCUCAGUGGCUACCACUACUAAUGAAUAUGAUUCUUCUGGAAGUGUUCAUAAUUUACAGUCAUUGACACUGUCUAUGGGUAGUACUGAGGGUACUAAUGGUGAGAGCAGUAGUGGUACUAUUGCUGUUGAUUCAGCUCCAAGAAGGGCUGUGGAUACAUUCGGGCAAAGAACAUCGAUAUACCGAGGUGUAACAAGGCAUAGAUGGACAGGAAGGUAUGAAGCUCAUCUAUGGGAUAAUAGUUGUAGAAGGGAAGGACAAGCAAGGAAAGGUCGACAAGUCUACUUGGGAGGAUAUGAUAAGGAAGAGAAGGCUGCUAGAGCUUAUGAUUUGGCAGCUCUUAAGUAUUGGGGAACCUCCACAACAACAAAUUUUCCUUUAAGUAAUUAUGAGAGGGAACUAGAGGAGAUGAAGCACAUGACAAGACAAGAAUUUGUUGCAUCCCUUAGAAGGAAGAGCAGUGGAUUUUCGAGGGGUGCAUCCAUGUAUCGUGGGGUUACAAGGCAUCAUCAACAUGGACGAUGGCAAGCUAGAAUUGGGAGGGUAGCAGGAAACAAGGACCUCUACUUAGGCACUUUCAGUACAGAAGAGGAAGCAGCAGAGGCAUAUGAUAUUGCUGCUAUAAAGUUUAGAGGGCUUAGUGCAGUAACAAAUUUUGACAUAAACAGAUAUGAUGUGAAGACCAUUCUUGAAAGCAGAUCACUACCCAUUAGAGGUGGGGCAGCAAAGCGUAUUAAGGAGUCUCAAGUGCUUGAGGCAUCAAGAAAGAGAGAUGAAAUGAAUGCUCUCACCUCAAGUUUCUACAGUGGAAGUGGAAGCUCAAGUAAUUUUCAAGCUGCUGGCUAUGCUUUAUUGCCUUCAUUUGAACAACAACCUCAACCCUUGCUUUCCUUACAACCCCAGCAGAAUUCCCAAUUUCAACACAAUUACAUUAAUGCCCAAAACCAGUUGUCUCAACCCACUCCUCCUUUAAUCCAUUCUAGCCACCAGGAAUCUGAUCAUUUCAAUCAAAAUUAUUUUCUUCAUGGUAUGAUGAACAUGGGCCAAUCAUCUAUCUCUAUUAUGGAUAACAAUAAUGGGAGCUCUAAUAGUAACAACUACAAUGGAGGGUACCUUGAGAAUGCUGGGAUGAUGGGAUCUGUGAAUUCAGUUGCAGGCAUGGGGUCCACAUCUGAUCUUGGGUUUGUUAAGAGUGAGUAUAACAUGAACACAGGAGGAGGUUAUGGUGGCUGGUCAGCAGACCCUGUUCAGGGAUCAAGCAUUGGUGUUUUCCCAAUGUGGAAUGAUACCUAACUUGUUUAUGGAAAGCUAAAGGUAGGUAACCUUAAUCAGAUUUUGUUUUAUGUUCUUAUCUUUCUAAGAGAAACUCUGUCA